GCCUCCCUCUGGUGAAAUGUCACAGAGGUUCCUCCACCCAGGACCAGAGCUGAGCUGUGACUUGAGAGUGAAUCGGUUGUGUCCACGGCAACUGGAUCUCCCUGCGCCUUAUUUGCUUGUUCCUUAUGACAAAGGGAGUGAAGGAGGCCAGGAAGUGGUGGCCUCGCUCCGUAGGUUCGGCUUUAUGAUGCCGGUGACGUUUGAAGAGGUGGCCGUGUACUUCUCUGAAGCGGAGUGGGCUAUUUUGGAUGAAGAGCAGAGGCAACUCUACAGGGAUGUCAUGCAGGAGAACUAUGAGACUCUCCUCUCGUUAGGAUUUCCCAUCCCGAUGCCAGAUGCGCUGUCCCGGAUGGAGCGAGGGGAAGAGCCAUGGAUCCCAGAUCUCCAGCGCUAUGAGGGAAGGGAAAUCCCAAGAGGCAGUAUCACAGGUACCGGGACGGCCCAUGAAAUCGAGGAGGAGAGUCCCCAGGAGGAAGGGGCUGUGGAGGUGACUCUGCAUAAGAUGUUCUCAAGAAGACCACGGUGCCCCGACGGGGCAGGCGCCAGCGAGAGUGAGGGCGAGGUGGGACGACAGAGGGGAAACCCUCCAGGCAGGAGUAAAUCCGCCCACAGUAAAAGAGGCUUGAGGAAAUCCAAGGACGCUGGCUCGCACCAAGUAACCCAUGGCACCAGUACGGGAGCACAACUGAAUACAAGUCGCAGCAACAUGAAAAGUUACAGUGGCAGCUCAGCAGCGUGUCAAACAGCUGGCUCCAGACAGAGACGUUACAGCUGUGCCGAGUGUGGGAAAAGCUAUUACCACAACUCCCACCUCCGAUGGCAUCAGAAAAAGCACACGGGGGACAGGCCCCAUGUCUGCGCCGACUGCGGAAAGAGCUUUACCUGCAAAUCGUUACUCAGCCGGCACGAGAGAAUUCACAGAGAGGAGAAGAACUACAGCUGCACGGAGUGUGGGAGAAAAUUCAGAGAGUAUUUGCACCUUGCUUCGCAUCAGACAAUCCACACGGGCGAGAAGGCCUAUCAGUGUCCCGACUGCAACAAAAGCUUCAGGCUGAAGGGGGUCCUUUGCACUCACCGUAAAACCCACAUCGGAGCCAAACCCUUCAAAUGCACUGAAUGCGGGCAAAGCUUUGGACGGAAAGAAUCCCUCCAGAAGCACCAAAGAAUCCACACCGGGGAGAAACCCUAUACAUGCACCCUGUGUGGGAAAAGCUUUAGUCAAAAGUUCACCCUCUCCCAGCAUCACUUCACGCACCAGGAAGAGAAGCCUCAUAAAUGUAUGGAAUGUGGGAAAGGCUUCAAUCAAAAAUUUUACCUUGUGCAACACUUAGCAAACCACCACGUGUGAGCGAGGAACAGAGUACAGCAAGUGCAGCUUUCGAUUAAAUAGCUCGAUAAUCACUAAGAUGGAAACCAGUGGAGUGGUAUUUUUUUGAAUUCCAGUGAGACGUUUCUCAACCCACGCUUAUUCUAAAACACAAGACUUCAAGGUGGAGGGGUGGGUAGUAUUUACGAAGGUGGAAGGAGGACAAACUGAUGAAGAGAAGAACAGAUCUUUCAUUGGGUCGGAGCAGUUAGUGGGAUUUUCGAG
This is a messenger RNA of Pelodiscus sinensis (Chinese soft-shelled turtle), 1591 nucleotides long. Lineage: Eukaryota; Metazoa; Chordata; Testudines; Trionychidae. The record is from RefSeq and is a predicted model, not a curated record.